GAACUCACCAAUUUAGUUCAUUUGUACCUAACCCAAAUAAAUUUCCAUUGACCUCAUCCAUCUCCUGUUCUCUCUAUAUAUAUCCACUCUAUCAAAGUAUUCACUCACAGAAACACAACCAAAUCCCAAAAAAUAAACUAAAAAUUUCUUGCUUCAUAACUAAUUAAUUAAUAUCUAAAAUUAUACAACAAAAUCAAUCAGGUAAUGGCUCGUCCAAGGAUCUCCAUUUCGAUGAUUUGCUUACUCAUUUUGAUUGUUGGUUUUGUCUUGCAAUCUUCUCAAGCUAGAAAAGUUCUAGUCCCUUACGGCACAAGCAAGGGUUUGUUUCUUAGUGCCCUACCCAAGGGCAAUGUACCACCUUCGGGUCCAAGCGACAAGGGUCACACUUCUCCUCCGGAUGAUACCGACCAGCGUAUGGUACCAGAAAACUCGCCGGAGAUAUACCGUCGACUAGAAUCAGUCCCUAGCCCCGGCGUGGGUCAUUAGGCACAUUAAUUGAUUGUCGUCUUUUCACUUCAUAUAUGUUGACAUGUUGUCGAAUUCUAUUCACAAUGAUAUCAUAUACCGUUCGUAAGUCUUCUCAAGAAUGUUUGUGUAUGUGUGUCUUCAUAUAUAAUUGAUAUAGAUAUGUUUGUGUGUGAUCCGAUCCGUUAUUGAGUAAUAAAAAACCACUAUUCUACACUUUGAUUUAUCAUUUAUUCAAUUAUAUAUGUUGUCGAAUAUUGCAGAUCUCUAUAUGUAACGACAUACAGCUUUUGUCCGUUUGAAAAUAUUAUGUAUUUAGAGAA
This is a messenger RNA of Arabidopsis thaliana (thale cress), 788 nucleotides long. RefSeq lists its product as uncharacterized. Gene Ontology annotation, cellular component: apoplast. The coding region runs from base 205 to 486 and encodes 93 amino acids. Gene Ontology annotation, biological process: response to osmotic stress; cellular response to nitrogen starvation; signal transduction. NCBI's taxonomy places the organism in Eukaryota, Viridiplantae, Streptophyta, Magnoliopsida, Brassicales, Brassicaceae. The record is from RefSeq and is marked reviewed. The transcript has a single exon.